This is a messenger RNA of Rhinocladiella mackenziei CBS 650.93, 2826 nucleotides long. RefSeq lists its product as uncharacterized. Lineage: Eukaryota; Fungi; Ascomycota; Eurotiomycetes; Chaetothyriales; Herpotrichiellaceae. The transcript has a single exon. Gene Ontology annotation, biological process: meiotic cell cycle; cytoplasmic microtubule organization; microtubule nucleation. The record is from RefSeq and is a predicted model, not a curated record. Bases 1 to 2826 code for a protein of 941 amino acids. Gene Ontology annotation, cellular component: centrosome; spindle pole; equatorial microtubule organizing center. Gene Ontology annotation, molecular function: gamma-tubulin binding; microtubule minus-end binding.
AUGGAUGACCCUCGAUUAACUCGCAUCGACGGGACCCUAACCUCUCUAUUUGAGAGCCUUGUUCCACCUCCCAAUCUCGACCAAGACGAUACCAACACCGAGUUUCGCAUUGACCGAGCUAUUCAAAAUGCAAAAGAGAUUGUUCAUAGUGCCGACUCCCGUUUGCCCUCGGACACCAACCAAGCACAGGACCUGAUCAAGAGAAAGUUACUUCGCGAAAAUGCGUCCCCAGAGAAAGCGGCGAGGUUUAGCAAUCUCUAUUCCAGGCUCCUCGCCAUUCCCGUCCUGAGUCAAAAAUGGGCAAUCCUCUACCUCCUCUACAAACUGUCCGAUCCAACCAUCCCCGAUAUGCGCCUUCGAAAUCCAUUGGCUGACUCUGAUCAACUCGCAAACAUUCCGCGGCGGCAUACCGUUUCUGCAGAGAAACCUUUGACCCCAGAAAAUCAAGACGAUGGCGAGUCGCACAAGCCUUCCCUCCCCACCGCCCGAGCCUUGCUGUCCAAAAAGCGACAGUCGCAGAGGGAUCACGUGGAGUCUUCCCCAGAAGAAGAUGAAGCACAACCCGAGGGGCCAGAAAAGGAAGAACCUGCCCAACCCAAAAAAGAGCCACGGGUCAUUUGGCCUUCGGAGCUGGAGUUGCUGAGAGAUCUUCCAUUCAAUCUUCAGGGUGUUUCCUCUGCGCACCUCGAGUUUACUGCCACCGCAUUUCUUAAACUACCCCCCUGUUUGCCGAUCCCUAUCCUCUCCUUGCUCCAUGCUCUCGCAGAACCCUGCUUGCUCUAUCGAGGCCUUGCCGAAUAUGCUGCAGCUCAAGAUGGCGGUCUCAUUAACCAGAGUCUUCGUUCUGCCAUCAAUAACGAAUUGCGCUCGUAUUUGACUCUGGUCGCAUCAUUGGAAACUGAAAUUCGACAGGCCCUAGCCACUGUCGAGAACAGUCAGGAUCCCAAGGCUGUUCGGUUGGCUGACGUGACCCUCAAGCGUUGCUUGAUAUGGACCAGAGAUGCCACAAUGGGCCUGCGACUGAUGAAGCUGAUUGUGGAACACUCCAUGCAAAAGCGAGGGGGUCAAUUGAUUUCCAUUAUCCACAAUUUGUCCUCCUCACAUGGUGAUCCUUUUGUUGCAUCAUUUGCAGAAAGGCUUCUAACCCAUGUUGCUCGCCCAUUCUACGAAAUGUUGAAGCAUUGGAUCUAUGAUGGCGAGUUGAUCGAUCCUUAUCAUGAGUUCUUCAUUACAGAACCGGACACAAACCCUGAGCAGCCGGUAGACCAUCGACACGUAGCCACGUCCAUUUGGGAAGAAAAGUACAAGCUCGAUUCAGCUAUGGUCCCCUCAAUCAUCUCUUCCGAGUUUGCUAAGAAAGUUUUUCUCAUCGGCAAAUCCCUCAAUUUCAUCCGUCACAACUGUGGCGAUUCCGACUGGGUCAUUCAAUACUCAAAGUCGAAUUCAAAGUCCUUGGAUUACGCCAAUACGGCCAAUCUCUCCUUGUCCAUCGAUGUGGCGUACCGAACAACCAUGUCACGAUUGACCCAUCUGAUGUCCACCAAAUUUGGGCUGUUUACCCAUUUGACGGCAAUCAAGAAGUACAUGCUGUUGGCUCAGGGAGAUUUCUUCGACCUCCUGAUCGAGUCCCUGGCUCAACAUCUUGAUCGUCCAGUGAAUUCAAUGUAUCGACACAAUCUUACGUCACAGCUUGAACAUGCGAUCAGACAUUCGAAUGCACAGUAUGAUGACGCUGAAGUCUUGCGACGACUGGAUGCGCGUAUGCUGGAGCUUUCGAGCGGUGAGAUUGGUUGGGAUUGUUUUACGUUGGAGUAUAAGAUCAGCCCCCCUUGCGACGUUGUCAUUACUCAGUGGGCAAGCACACAAUACCUCAAAAUCUUCAAUCUGCUCUGGCGUAUCAAGAGAGUAGAGUUCUCUCUCAAUUCGACUUGCAAACGCUGUAUGACCGGCGGGAGAGGAGUUCUUGCUGCAGUAAGUGACAAGUUAGGAAAUGACUGGAAACGGUCGAGGUGUGUGGUCGCAGAAAUGGUUCAUUUCAUCAAUCAACUGCAAUACUAUCUCUUGUUUGAGGUCAUUGAAGCCAGCUGGGAAAUCCUACAAGAUGCUAUUCAUAAGCCAGAAGCCACUCUCGAUGACUUGAUCGAAGCUCACACCACCUAUCUCAAAAACAUCACAAAGAAAGGCCUGAUCGGUCAGCAACGGCAUCCCGUCACUGGUCAACAAGAAGACAGCCUUGUGGUGCAAGUACAUCACAUCUUGAAAUGCAUGCUCGCUUACCGCGAAGUUGUCGACGGCCUUUACUCUUACAGUGUUGCGGAGUACACUAGACGACAACAAUUCAAUCUAAAAAUAGAGCAGCGAACUGCACAAGGGAGAUGGGGUAUUACGGAGAAAGAUAUCCUGGGCGAUACGAGGGCCAGCACACCGACAUCCUUAGCAGCCGGGAGACCCGCCAAAAGAGCACAGCUUGUGUCCGAAGGUAGUGACUCACCGCUUACCCCGCCAGUCGCAAAUCUGAGUGUUGGUGACGAUGAAACGCAUCUGAAUUCGAUAAGGUUAAGGCAGUUGAAUCUAUCUGCAGAAUUUAGAUCUCGUCUGAGCAUGUUGUUGUACGACCUUUCGCACCAGCCUGACGUGGAUUUGAGAUUUUUGGGAGUUGUCAUGAAUUUCAAUGAGGUCUAUCAACCUGUCAACGUUCGAAGACAACAAGCGAGACGGGCUCGAGAGAAGCGAGAAAUGGAAAGGAAAACUCGGGAACCGACCAUGUCCUCCGAGGGCAACAUGUCCAUCGAAAAAGACUUGAACAGCUCAACGACGAAGACCUAA